UCUUUUGUGCACAGCGCGCCGCGGGCUGAUAUCUCUGCGCUCUGCCCAGCUGUCACCUCCGGCAUUGGUCCACCAAGCAGACACACGUAGGCACGUAUCCGACCAACCCCCUUUUUCCUCCGGCAGACUACAGAGCUGAGGAGCGGCGGGACAGCAUAGGAAGGCAGGCAGCGACGAUCCGCUGCUGCAGCAGCUUUGACCCGGACGAUCAGGAAUCAAAACUUACAAGCAGGUGUGUCUUCCUGAGUCCUCCUCACUGUGUGCAGCAGCACCAUGGCAGCUAUGGGACCAGAGAACGGUGCUGGAACGGCAGCAGGCGGGACGGCGGCCUUCCGUGUGAGACCGCAGGACGGCACGUCAGCAACGGCGCUUAGCAGCAAGGAGUUUGCUUCACAGCAGAUUCUGGUGCACACUCAGGGCUGCGUUCCGCCAGACCAUCACAGGGCCAAGAACGCAGGCUGGGGGAACUUUGCUGCUCCCCUGCAGAACGUGGGAGCCGUCACUCACCCCAGCAAUAUGCCAGCCAGAGGAGACGCUCCAUACAGCUUCCGGAGCCCAGAGUCUGUGGAGAUGGACGAGAUAAUGGCUGCCAUGGUUCUUACCAGUUUGUCCUGUAGCCCGGUGGUGCAGAGCCCUCCACAGACAGAUCCUGGUCCAGCUGGAUCGUCCUCAUCCGUCGACAUGGAGAGCGGCGGCGGCGAAUUGUCUGACAGCGGCAGCAGCGGCUACUGGAGCUGGGACCAUGGCAGCGUGAGCCCCGCCCCCUCGCCGUCUGUCACCGAGGUGGACAGCAGCCCAGAUGAAGGUCUGCACAUGGAGCUGGAACAGGGCGGGGAGCUCACUGCCAAAAAGCCAAAGAGCGCUCUGCGAAGUGUCUAUAAGUGUCUAUGGCCCAGCUGUGGGAAAGUGCUAACGUCUUCUGUUGGAAUAAAAAGACACAUCCGUGUCAUGCACCUGGGCAGUGGAUCAGAUCAGUCCCAGAGAGAGGAGGACUUCUACUACACCAAGAUCUGCUGUGAGACCGUGGAGGCCAGUCCUGCACCUGCUCCCGCCCAGCAGACUCCAGGCCAGCUCUCUCCUGCUUUUCUUGGCUGGGCUUCGUGUGGUUCUCCUUCAGGAUCGGACCUCCAGAUCCCUGUUGCUCACAGGCCCCGGUCCAACUCCAGCUCUUUGCCAGGUCCGAGCCGGCCCUGUCCACUCAGCCAGUCGGCACCCAGCAGCUUCUGGCAGAUCCACACUGAGCAUCUCUAUCAGGCCUGCAGCCCUGUCCAGGUAUCUGUGGCCCCCAGAAGCCCAUGCAGCCAGGGUUGGACCCCCGCAGCCUCAGCAUCCGGCCACAGUAACACUCCAAUGGUAAAGCCUCGCUGUCGCUCUGUCAGUGUCGGGGAACAGUGGCUACAGCAGAACAGGCUGCAGCCAAUGAGUGCGUCUCCCUCCCGCACCCACUGCUCCUUCAGGAAAGGCCGCGGAGAGGCCAAGAAGUGCCGCAAGGUAUACGGAGUGGAGCGCAAGGACCAGUGGUGCACCGCCUGCCGCUGGAAAAAGGCCUGCCAGCGCUUCCCUGACUAGCUUCCACCGAGUGACAGAGACAGAGAGCAAGGCGGAAUGACGGAUGAGUGUGAACAGAGACUUUUAUCAAAAGAGAAGACCAGAAUAUAAAUCAGGGCGUGAAAGCCUUUGAGAAAAAGCUAAUUCCUUGUGUUUUAUUUCUACUUUUUGUUUUGUUUCCUAAAAGGAAUGCAGAUGGACUUUUGUGUAUCUUUGUAUCCUGAUCCUGAAAACUGAAGUUUGCGAUGAUGCUGUUGACUGACUUUGACCAUGUGAUGUAAUAAGCCCUCUUUUCCUUUUAUAUCCAAAGGUCAUAUCGCUGCCCCCUGUAGCUCCACUGAACCCUCAAACUGCUACCUUUCCUUUCUUCCAGUCUAUUCUCUUCCAGUGGUUACACAGUGGUUAUGAUGUACGUUAUAUUGUGUGCUCUGAUUUCCGUACGAACAUUUUAUACCUUUUUUUUUGUUGUUUUUCUAUCGUGUCGUUCAGCCUGUGUAAUGGGGCUCGACUGAUGUUGUUUUUUUAAAUGUUUUUUGGCACUUUGUUGGGAUAUUGACUCACAAGAAUAAGCUAAUUUUGGUUCGACUCAACCAAGUUCCUUCCAUGAAGCUGAUUUCCUUCCUGCCCGCACGUCGGCGCACAACCAGUGUUAAUGGUUUUAUCCGUGAAGGUAUGUUUGGAGUCAUGAGAGUGGGGAUAGCAGGGGAAUGAGUUUGUACUAGAGGAAAAUAUAUUGUCCAACACAAUAAAAAGCACUGAGAAUUUC
Molecule: messenger RNA, 2314 nt
Organism: Cyprinodon variegatus (sheepshead minnow)
Lineage: Eukaryota; Metazoa; Chordata; Actinopteri; Cyprinodontiformes; Cyprinodontidae
Gene: znf395b
Product: zinc finger protein 395
Exons: 10
Coding region: 274-1569 (431 amino acids)
Biological process (GO): regulation of transcription by RNA polymerase II
Cellular component (GO): nucleus
Molecular function (GO): DNA-binding transcription factor activity; RNA polymerase II cis-regulatory region sequence-specific DNA binding
Source: RefSeq, a predicted model, not a curated record